This is a messenger RNA of Schistocerca serialis cubense, 1246 nucleotides long. Its product is annotated as ketosamine-3-kinase-like. The record is from RefSeq and is a predicted model, not a curated record. The transcript has 7 exons. Bases 221 to 1177 code for a protein of 318 amino acids. Lineage: Eukaryota; Metazoa; Arthropoda; Insecta; Orthoptera; Acrididae.
ACGUAAUUUUUGUUGCUAGGACAUUAUUUUGUACAAAGCAUGUGCAAAACUAUUUAAUAAACACUGUGGCGCGCCCACAGAAUUUAAUUGUUCGUUGGAGGGAGGGCGCCGUUAAUUGUUGCGUUCUUCGCACACAUUGUGAAUGCAGAAUGAGUGCCAACGGUACAGUGUUGAUUCUGUUAAACCUAAAUCGCUUCAUCUGUUUGAAAGAUAGAGUGAAAUGCCUGAGCCAACUUGGGUUUUUAGUACACUUGAUGGUGAUAUGGAGGCCAUUAUUAAAGAUGCCCUUAACACAAUAACUUUCAAGGCUGCUGGAAAGGGCGGUGGUGGCUGUAUAAACGAAGGCGAAGCAUAUUUUACAGAUACUGGAACUGUUUUUGUUAAACAAAAUAGGAAGUCUCAGGCGAGACUGAUGUUUGAUGGUGAAUUAGAGAGCCUUAAAACUAUAGCAGCAACUAAUACAGUGCGUGUUCCACAACCUAUUGUGGUCUUAGACAAUCCUCGUGGUGGAUCUGUCUUAGUUUUAGAGUAUGUUGACAUGAAAACAUUAAGCAAAUUCUCAAAGCAGCUUGGACAAGAACUGGCCAGAUUGCAUUUACAUAACAGUGAACUAAAGACAAAGGCAUCACAAGGUUAUGUGGGACAGGAGGAAAAUGUUUCUUAUGUUGAAAAAUUUGGAUUUCAUGUGACCACCUGCUGUGGCUACAUUCCUUUAGAAAAUGAAUGGUGCGGUGACUGGCCAACAUUCUUUGCAAGAAACAGACUUGACCAUCAAGUCAGGCUUGUUGAGAAAAAUUGUGGAGAUCCUGAAGUACGAGAGCUGUGGUCAGAGCUCCAGCUGAAGAUCCCGAAGUUUUUUGAAGGUUUGGAUAUUCAGCCAGCCUUACUGCAUGGUGAUCUAUGGGGUGGCAAUAUAGCAGAAACUGCAACUGGUCCAGUUAUAUUUGAUCCAGCAUCAUUUUAUGGACAUCACGAGUUUGAACUAGGCAUUGCUCGAAUGUUUGGAGGAUUCAGCCAAGCUUUUUAUGAUGCAUACUUUGAUGUAAUCCCUAAAGCACCUGGGUUUGAGACAAGGAAUAAACUGUACCAACUGUUUAAUUAUCUGAAUCAUUGGAACCACUUUGGUGCAGGAUACAGGAAUCAGUCCUUAUCGAUAAUGAAGGCAUUGUUAAAAUAAAAGCAGCACAAAUUAGUAAAUACGUUCCUGUAAAACACAAAACUGAAUAAAGGGAAUAGGUUUUUAAAA